Annulohypoxylon truncatum is the source of this 1947-nucleotide messenger RNA. Its product is annotated as hinge domain of cleavage stimulation factor subunit 2-domain-containing protein. The coding region runs from base 321 to 1226 and encodes 301 amino acids. Lineage: Eukaryota; Fungi; Ascomycota; Sordariomycetes; Xylariales; Hypoxylaceae. Gene Ontology annotation, molecular function: mRNA binding. Gene Ontology annotation, cellular component: mRNA cleavage and polyadenylation specificity factor complex. The record is from RefSeq and is a predicted model, not a curated record. The transcript is spliced from 2 exons.
CGAUACCAAAGCCAGCCAACCUUGGAAGGCUGUCACAAGAAAAAACACACAACCUUAUAAAUACAACCAACUUCGACCUCUGCUCAUUCAAUUCAGUAGUCGAGUGCAGCUAACAAAAUCCUGCUCUCACCGAUUUUGAUUCUAAUUUCCUUUUUAAGCUCCUACUACUUUGCAAUCGCACCUUCGACAAAUUGGUGCUCCGAGAAGCAACGCGAACAAUCCUCCACCAGUCGCUAGGCGUUUUCGAUUCGUCUAUUCAACCUAUUACUAUUGUCGCUCUUGCCUCCAUUUUAGCUAUCAUUCCCAUCCCGUCGGCCACGAUGUCGACCAAACCUCCAUCUCGCGUUGUCUUUGUUGGCAAUAUUCCGUAUGGACUUUCGGAAGAACAAAUUAGCGACAUCUUCAGUACCGCCGGCAAGGUCCUGAACUUCCGUCUUGUUUACGAUAGGGACACAGGACGCCCUAAGGGCUUUGGUUUCGCCGAGUACCCUGAUGCAGAUUCAGCCGCUUCCGCUGUCCGAAAUCUCAACGAUCAUGAGAUUAUGGGACGUAAACUGCGCGUCGACUAUAGUACGGAAGGCCGAGUGGACGGUGAUGAAUCUAACAGCUCAUCCGUGACAAUUGGCCAGCCCAAUGGCACUUCGUAUCCUGCCGUCCAGACUGCGCCUACCGGCUCGCUUCCCCCUCUCCCACCCGGAAAAGAGUUGCCUCCGGGAGUAACCGCCACCGAUGCAAUAUCUCGAACUCUAAACACCCUCCCCCCAAGCCAACUGCUUGACAUACUUUCUCAGAUGAAGUCACUGUCCACGACCGAUCCUGCCCGCGCCACGGAACUUUUACAGGCGGCUCCCCAACUAUCUUAUGCUAUCUUCCAAGCUCUACUGUUGAUGGGCCUCGUUUCCCCGGAGGCGAUUCACUCCGUGGUCGAAACCUCGGCGGCUGCUCCGGCCGCCCAACCUGCCUCCGGAUACCCCCCGGCGUACGGUGGUGCUACAACUGUCACGCCUCCGGUCGCUGCACCCUACGCGCCACCUGCCGUAUCAGCUCCGCAAGCCGGUUACGCGCCUCCUGCGGCUGGUGCUCCCGCUGCUGCAUUGCAGCAAGAUCCCGAUUCUCUUAUGCAGGCUGUCAUGGGUUUACCGGCUGAUAUGAUCGAGCAGCUUCCCGAAGCAGAACGCCAACAGAUCUUAGCUCUCAGGGCCACUUUCGCAGCUCAGAGACGCUAGUGUACAAUGAGAUGGCGCAGGAAUAUGGUUUCUUCACGUUGAUUUUUUCUCAUACCCAUCGCAACUGGUUGGAAGUCGGCGUUCAGGUUCUGGUUUGGGUACAAAAGCUUUCGGGACACCUACGGCACGUGUGUACUCCAUUUUGAGCACAUCGGAACUCGGCAUUCGUACAGGUCACUGUGUGUAGUAAUGCAACUGGCAUGUUUAGGGAAGAAGAGGGUCUCGAGGGUGGCUUCAUGGAUCUACGCAGGGUACCCAAUCUGCCACUCUUCUGAGUGAGAUCUUCAAGAAGCUUCGUAUAAUACUAUGACCGACAAGUCUAUGUACAUAUUUCCGCAUCAGAACGAAGCUAAUGGUUUCCUUGAUGAGCAUUCGCUAUCGCAAGCAACCGCGACCCAAUAUUGGUGCAUACCCGGUAGUCGCCGUUUUCACAUCGAUUCAUGUAAACAGACGUUUAAUGUAGACUACUUAAUUAUCCCUCAUCCCCCUUAUGCCAUUACACAAACUUACGUCGGAUAGCGGCUAGGAUGCAUCCAUGGAUUUAUCUAUGUAGGAAUUUCUAAGUUAUCUAAGUUACCUUACCCACAUAAUUCCUCGACCGGAAUUGGAAGUUGGAUAUGUAGGUCCGGCUCAUUCGCCAAUAGGUACCUUCUGAUUUGGUAUCACAUGCUCAUACUGUUAGCUACCAGUUGACUUGAUUCUGCGACAAUAUUAAACAUCU